Molecule: messenger RNA, 2473 nt
Organism: Hypoxylon trugodes
Lineage: Eukaryota; Fungi; Ascomycota; Sordariomycetes; Xylariales; Hypoxylaceae
Product: outer mitochondrial membrane transport complex protein-domain-containing protein
Exons: 2
Coding region: 545-1735 (396 amino acids)
Biological process (GO): mitochondrion organization
Cellular component (GO): SAM complex
Source: RefSeq, a predicted model, not a curated record
CUAAGUCUGGGGAUGAUUUUCGACGAGUUCCCCAUUUACAUAGUACAGUACUUACACCGUUACAUACUAAUUCCCUAAUUCCCCAUCGCAACAUUUUCGAACCAACCAAGCAUAAAAUAACUGCGGGACGAUCAGCUGCAGCUCCAACUCUAAUCGGAUAACAAGAUCCAAAUUGAUCUUCGAAUCACGCUCCUGGAGGAAAUUUGUCCCUGGAGUCCCUGGACCUAUGCACAUGUGGUAGCGAAGAAAAUUGUCGUGUUGCUGUCUUGCCGCUGUCAGGUCCUGCGGCUCCUUUCUCGGUCAAUGCGCUCCAUUGCUACCCUUCUUCAGCUGAAUUAGUUGUUGUCAUAACCGCGAACUUCAUGGCCCUGUCACACCAAUUGAGCUUUCUAUUGGAUAGUUAGGAGUCAGGUGUUCCUGUUUGAAUUCAACCCCCGUCCGUAACCCGGCCGAAAAGUCCUUGGAGCCCUCUUUUUUCAUUAUACCUUUGGAUAGCAAGUCCGAUCCCAGCUACCCAGCCACCACCAUACGGCAAAUUCCUUCAAUGGCAUUAGAACUCCAUGUUUGGGGUCCAGCAUUUGGACUUGACUCCAUCGAUCCCGAAUGCCUAGCUGCCGUUACAUGCUUCCGUAACCAUGUUCCCCGCGAACAUUGGACCCUGAUCGCCAGCAAUGACGCUGCAGUUAGCCCAGACCACCGCCUCCCCGCUCUGAAUCACAGAGGUACCUGGACUUCUGGAUAUACGGAAAUCAUCUCGUACCUUACAAAACAGAAGUAUCUACACAUUGACGAUGACCUCACACCGCUUCAGAAGGCGGAUUCCCUUGCCUGCGCCUCGUUUUUGGCGACACGCGGCUCUGGUUUGCUAGCUAUGUCGCUCUACGUUUCACCAAGGGCGUGGGCCGAGAUAACCCGGCCAGCCUACUCAUCCCUACUCCCGUUCCCGCUCACGUGGACCGUACCCCCGGCUAUCCGGACCGGCGCGAUUGAGAAGGUUGAGCACUUAGGUAUUGGCCACCUCGCGGCUGAAGUAGACGCAGAGGAGUCGCCUAGCACUCUAGCUGAAACGACGUCUACGGGGUUUCUUAAGCUUCGGGACCGUCUAGGACCUAGUAAGGCCAUGCAACCCGAGCACACAGCUGCGAUUCGCUUCCAGCACUUCGCGGAGGAUUUCUAUUCGGUGCUAGAUCAACUGCGCGGGGAAAAGUCGUUUUUCCUACGCGACGACGAUGACGAUAGCGGACCGUCGUCGAUUGAUUUCCUAGUCUACGGCUACCUGCAGCUGAUGCGCGUGCAGACGCCGCACCCGAUCCUGAAGACCGUUCUAGAAAAAUCCUUCGCGCGCCUCGUCGCGUUUUUGCACUCGAAGGAGCUAAGCACGCGCUCCUACGAGCUGCCGUGGAGGCAGCCUACGCCUAGAGGGGCACUCGGUUUGAUUGGUCGCUUUGCGGAAGGAUCGAUAGAGGCUACGCCGGGCGUUGGAGACAGCUGGCGCAAGUGGCGUAAAGGAGGCGUGAUAAGUACGUAUAGUAAUGGUACUACUGAUGACGUGAGGGAUCCUACGCAGCUGAUCCUCGCUGCUGGGACGCUGGUCGCUGGUGUCGCGGCGUUGGGUGCCACGGUUCUGUUUCGCGCGCUAUCCCCUUUUGGCGCAGCUACGCAUCGCUUUGAACCUACUAGGGCGAAGAAUUCGGGAUUCAACCAAUUUGGUGGGAUACGGUAUGGUCGGUACUAAACGGAUUCCCCAUCUGGGAGCAGCCGAGUAGAUUCCCGCUUAGACAGGGUAAUGUGCACGAGGGCAUUGUGGACAUUAGUAUCGAUGUGAAGGAUGAGCCUAGUGUCCCGCCGGCGAGGAAUAUGUACGCAGUGCCCGAAUCGGACUCUUGACCUUCAUGAUUAGUCUCAGGCUUCGCGCUACAUGGGCUGCUGGGGUGGUGAUGAUCUGAAUGACUCAAUGACUAAAAGGGAUUGGGUUCCUUGGACAUAAAAGCAUGAGAUACCAUUGAUAAACCGACGAAUUCAUUACUACUCUAAGGAUAGCCUAUAUAUCUAGUAGGAUCGCGUCGAGUGAUAUGGUCUAUUUCGUGAUAAUUAGCCUACACCAUACACACAUCCGAUAUGAUAUGUUCGAUCUGACAACAAAACAACAAAUCCCGAUUUCCCUACUCCAAACACCUAACGAUGAUAUUCUCAUGCGAGAUAAUCCUCUGUGUUAUUUCCGUUUAUCUUCCUGUUAUAAGCGUAUCUUCCCUUCACCAAAUCCUUCGGGGUCAGCGAACGGUGCGAGAACGAGGAGCGGUUUCUUGGAGUUGAGCGGAAAUAUGCCGCAUGGUAGGUAGAUAGUUAUAAAUAACACUAAAUGAUAUAUCAUAUCAUGAGUAAGAAACUCCAGAGAUGUUGGAUAGACCUAGUCGAUAGUUGAUUUUUGCAAGAGGGCUCGGCUCUCGUUUAAUAUAACCGUUUAUUAGCAGGC